Fraxinus pennsylvanica is the source of this 1485-nucleotide messenger RNA. The record is from the annotation of a GenBank genome assembly. Lineage: Eukaryota; Viridiplantae; Streptophyta; Magnoliopsida; Lamiales; Oleaceae.
AUGGACCCUGCUCAAACCACAACCGAUAAUGGCGUCGCCACCGAACCUGCCGUCCCCAUCGCCAGUAUUACUGAACAACCAAAAAUAGCGGAAGCCAAAAGCCCUGCGGCAGAAGAUGCCUCUCCUGAGGUCGCAGAUGUGGCAGACACUACACCAGCCGAUAAAAAGGAGAAUGAAUUGAAGGAAAUGAAAGCCAAGUGGCCUGGGUGGCCCGGCUACACGGUGUACCGGAUAGUGGUGCCGGUGCUGAAAGUCGGCAGCAUUAUUGGGCGCAAGGGAGAUCUCAUCAAGAAGUUAGUUGAGGAGACUCACGCUAGGGUUCGAAUCCUCGAGGGCCCUCUCACCUCCCCCGACCGCAUUGUUCUGAUUUCUGGGAAGGAAGAACCAGAAGCACCCUCGUCUCCUGCUAUAGAUGCUGUAAUUAGAAUAUUCAAACACAUCAAUGGACUGCCUGAGAACAAUGGUGAUGGCGAGGCCCUUGGUGCUGCUGGAAUUGCAUUUUGUUCGAUUCGAUUAUUAGUGGCAUCCUCCCAGGGCAUUAGUAUAAUAGGAAAACAAGGCUCUUUGAUUAGGUCAAUUCAGGAGAGCACUGGUGCCUCUAUCCGCAUUCUUUCCAAUGACGAAAUGCCAGUUUAUGCCAGUUCCGAGGAAAGGAUUGUCGAAUUACAAGGGGAAGCUCUCAAGGUUCUCAAAGCUUUGGAAGCUGUGGUGGGGCACCUGCGAAAAUUCUUGGUGGAUCAUACUAUUCUUCCCCUAUUUGAGAAGAGUUAUAAUGCACCACUCACUCAAGAACGGCAAGUAGACUCUUUGUCUGACAAGACAUUGCGGCACACUACUCCUAGGACCUCACUUGGGAAUUAUUAUCCUCUUCAAAUGAAGCAGGAUUCUUUAUAUCUUGAUCAUGAAAGUCAAAUGGAAGCACAAAUCCCUUCUUCUAGAUUCUCAUUGUAUGGAUCAGAUCAUGGACUUGGAAAUCGUUCUUCAGCAGGAAUAAAAUCUAGUGGACCAAUUGUAACUCAGAUUGCUCAGACGAUGCAAAUACCACUCGCUUAUGCAGAGGAUAUCAUUGGGGUUCAAGGAGCAAAUAUUGAUUACAUUCGACGUACUAGUGGUGCCAUCCUUACCGUACAAGAGAGCAGAGGCCUACAGGAUGAAAUCACCGUGGAAAUAAAAGGUACCUCUUCACAAGUUCAAUCAGCUCAGCGACUAAUUCAGGAAUUCACCAGUGGUUAUGGAGAAACACUUCCCGAAACUUAUAGCAAUCUGGAAUUGAGUUUGAGGCCUUCCUACUCUCAGCUUGGCAGUGGGUCCUACUCAUCCUCAUUGUAUAGGGAACAACCUUAUGAUGGCUAUGGAUCAUCUCGCCUUGGAGGAUAUCGGUAUUUCUCAUGGUCCUGUCAUCUGUGGAUAGAGAAUAAUGACACAAUUGUCCGAAGGGGCAAUCGACUUACCUUUCUAAUUACAUUAUCAAUGACCAUUUUAUAG